GGACCUGACCAUGACCCCCUCCAGGCUGCUGCUGCUCGCUCUGCUGCUGCUCGCUGCCCACCCCGGGGCCACCUGGGCGCGUUGUCCAGGGGGGGGCUGCGUGGAGGAGGCAACUGGGGGGCAACCUGAGAGAGAGUGUGCAGAGGCUGGAGGCUGUCGCAGGCGGGAAGGGCAGCCGUGCGGCGUCUACACCCCCAACUGCGCUCCGGGUCUGCAGUGCCACCCGUCCGAGGAGGAGCAGGCGCCUCUGCGGGCGCUGCUGCAGGGCAGGGGCCGCUGCAUCAGGGCGCGCGCGCCCUCGGGGGAGAACCCUAAGGAGAGCAGACACCAAGCAGGCUCCACUCGCUCCCAUGACGAGAACCGCAGAGACCAACAAAGGAAUUCGGGAACCUCUACCACUCCUGCCCGGACCAGUUCUGGGGGUGUCCAAGACACAGAAAUGGGCCCAUGCCGCAGACACCUGGACUCUGUGCUGCAACAACUCCACACUGAGGUCUUCCGAGGGGCUCACACCCUCUACGUGCCCAACUGUGACCAUCGAGGUUUCUACCGGAAACGACAGUGUCGCUCCUCCCAGGGCCAGAGACGAGGCCCCUGCUGGUGUGUGGAUCGGAUGGGCCAUUCUCUGCCGGGCUCCUCUGAAGGCCCCGGGAACUCCCCCUGCCCCAACACUGGGAGCAGCGGCUAAGGCUGGUAGGGGGUGCUGCAGGGCCACUGGCAGGAGCCUGGGGCUGUUCACACAGAGAGAUGAGUAAAAUUGGGGCCCUGAACUCCACACUCACAUAUUCCCUUUCAGGCCCUUCCCUAUUGAUUCUUCUUCCCAGGAUCUCUCACAUGGAAAGGUGGUUGGUGUAGUUUGUGGUGUUAAUAAAGUUGUGUGGGAA
Suncus etruscus (white-toothed pygmy shrew) is the source of this 884-nucleotide messenger RNA. It is a transcript of the gene IGFBP6, whose product is annotated as insulin like growth factor binding protein 6. The record is from RefSeq and is a predicted model, not a curated record. The transcript is spliced from 4 exons. Gene Ontology annotation, molecular function: insulin-like growth factor I binding; insulin-like growth factor II binding; fibronectin binding. NCBI's taxonomy places the organism in Eukaryota, Metazoa, Chordata, Mammalia, Eulipotyphla, Soricidae. Gene Ontology annotation, biological process: regulation of insulin-like growth factor receptor signaling pathway. Gene Ontology annotation, cellular component: extracellular region. The coding region runs from base 11 to 688 and encodes 225 amino acids.